AUGAAUCUUCCCUUGAUCCAAGCUGUGCGCAUCGUGCAGAUCAUCUUCGGUCUGAUCGUACUCGCGCUGGCCGCUUAUGUGAUCAGCUCCUUUAGCUGGUGGUCCUCCUCCAGCACGGUCGACUUCAUGCUCUUUCUAGGCUGCUGGACAAGCUUCGUGGCUGUCCCUUACCUCGGCGCUGCCCCGAUCUUCUUCCCCCGCUUCGCACACCACUUCGUGAUUCCCGCCGUCGAGGUGAUCACCAUGAUUUUCUGGUUCGCCGGCUUUAUCGCGCUCGGUGCGGAGCUGCCUUCGCCUGCGUACUGCACGUGGAGUGCAUGCCAUGCUCUUCAGGCCGCCACUGUCUUCGGCGCACUUGAAUGGGUUCUCUUCUGUGUGACGACCUACUUCGCCAUCGUCGAUCUCAUGAAUCACCAGCGCAGCGGUGAAAGUGUCCAGAAGACGCAGCACAACGCCCAUCUUGGCGUGUAG
This is a messenger RNA of Penicillium cinerascens, 471 nucleotides long. RefSeq names its product MARVEL domain-containing protein. The transcript is spliced from 3 exons. NCBI's taxonomy places the organism in Eukaryota, Fungi, Ascomycota, Eurotiomycetes, Eurotiales, Aspergillaceae. Bases 1 to 471 code for a protein of 156 amino acids. Gene Ontology annotation, cellular component: membrane. The record is from RefSeq and is a predicted model, not a curated record.